AAGAAUGACUGCAACACUUCCUAAGAUGCUUGGGCAUGUUAGAUAGCUACUUUGUGAACUCAUUCAGCUGUUCGUCAUGUAUUCAGUAAGUAUUUCCUAUGUGCCAGGCACAGUACACAGCAGUGGAGAUACGACCAUAAAACACACAAUCUUUAACCAACUGACUUUAUAGUCUAGCUGAAGAGAGAGAGGAGGGCAGAAAAAUAGAGUCUUAUGACAAAGUGUAAAGUGCUAUAUAGCAUGUUCAGCAUUAUAGCACUAUUGUAUUACAGCAUAUUAUGGAACCACAAAAGAAUAGAAUGCAAUCCAACCUUGCAAAUACAAUAAUGGCCUCCCUGAAUAAGUGAGAGGUGUUAGCGGUGGGGAGAAGGUAUAGAAAUUAACCAGGUAAAGAGGGGAUUGAUGAAUGUCUCAAUUAGAGGGAAUCCCAUAAGCAAAGUCUCAGAGGUGCCUGGUAAUAUGGUACAUCUGAGAAAGAACAAGGAACUACUGGUGAAAGCAAGUAGAUGUCUGGAAUAGGAUGCUGAUGCCCUGGUAAGAGAAGAAAUUUAAGACAUUCGCAAAAGUAAUCCAUUCCCAGCUGAAAGUGGAAAAAAAGCCAACGUAUUUAUUUGAUUAUUUCAGUUAAAAAUAAAGGUUUUUAAAAUUUUAUUUGGCUUCACUUUAUGAAUGCUUUGAAACAAAAUUUUAAAGUUUGAAUUAUCCAAAUUCAGUAUAAUUGCUUUAACUUGCUAUUGCAUUCUGCAAAUGGGAAAAUAGGGUGAAUGAUGAAAACCACUAAAUACACACGGAUGACAUGGAUACACAAUGAGUGAGGUACACAAGGAAACUUUUUACCAGUGAUCCUCAAACUUCAGUGAGCACAAGUGGACUACUUUAAAAGCCAUUUUCUAUCUUUCAUCCUUGAGACUCUGACUUAAAAGAUCUGUGGUGGAGUCCAGGAAUCUGAAUUUUUAACAAGACCACAAAUGAUUCUUUUAACUAUUUGCAAUAGAAAUUUUAAACCUAAACUAAAUUAGAGAGAAUACUAUAACAUCACCCACAUACUCCUCACUCACCUUCCAUAAAUAAACAUAUGGCCAGUCUUGUUUCAUCUACAUUGCCACUCAUUUACCCUUCAUCCUAAUUUCUUUUUAAAAUAAUCCCAAAUAUCUUGACAUUUUAUCCACUAACACUUCAGUUUGUAUCUCUAAAAAGAAUGAAUAUUUUUAGCAUUAUCACAAUACAAUAAUCACACCUAAAGACCCAAGGUGAUCCUAAUGUAACUGGUCCAGUCUCAGAAAAACUGGACUUGAGAAAGAGGGUAACAAGUCAGUGUCUAAGUGGACUACUUGGGAAGACAUAACUUAAUUUAGUUCAUCAUAGAUUCAAACUCUUUGUUCAAGAACAAGCAAGCUAUUCAGUUAUGUUUCUGAAACUGUUACCUUAAAUAUUCAAAAAAUGUAUUUAUGGAAAGCAUAAAAUUAACAUACUGAAUUGAAUUUUAAAAACUUUUUCAGGGUUAUUGAUCAAAAUUUUUAAGGAAAAAGAAGUUGCUUUGUUAAAUACAUUUUUACACCUUAUCAAACCUCAAAGAGGAAAGAACAAAUUGCUCAAUUUGCUUUUCCUCCAGAGUUACUUGGAUUUCACAGAGUUUAAAAAUAUUUUUCUCAAUGAACCUCAGAAAAGUUUCUCAGAGUAAUGAAGAACACAAAAUGUGCCCUGAUAACUUCCUCACAAUUUAAUUAACUCUAAAUGCUAAAGAAUCUUGCUAUUUAUAAUUAUAUCUAUAGAAUACAAUUUGAAUAUCAAGGUUAGAGAAAUCUGAUUCCUUCAGUCAUACUUCAGCUCCUUUCUUUUACCUGCUUUAUCAUCCCCAAUCAGAACCAAUAUUUAUAAAGUUCAAGUCAGUAUUUCCUUGACAUUUUUAUCUCCUUUCAUCUGUUGCUUUAAAAACAAAAGGGAACAAAACUUAAUACAGAAAAAUAAAAGAAAGGAGAAGCAGCUGCAAUGCUGAGCAGAAGAGGCAGGAACCAGAACUGGAGCAGUAACUGGGUGGGCACCAUGGCUGGGAUCGCCACCAUGGAGGAAGUGAAGUGCAAGAUCCAGGUUCUGCAGCAGCAGGCAGAUAGAUGAUGCAGAGGAGAGAGCUGAGCGCCUCCAGUGAGAAGUUGAGGAAGAAAAGUGGGCCGAGAACAGGCUGAGGCUGAGGUGGCCUCCUUGAAUCGUAGGAUCCAGCAGGUUGAAGAGGAGCUGGACCAUGCUCAGGAGCGCCUGACCACUGCCCUGCAAAAGCUGGAAGAAGAGGAAAAAGCUGCUGAUGAGAGUGAAAGAGAUAUGAAGGUUAUUGAAAACGAGGCCUUGCCGAGGCCCGGGAAUGGCGUGACCCCCGGGAGGCGGAGCUUGCAGUGAGCCGAGAUCGCGCCACUGCACUCCAGCCUGGGCAACAAAGUGAGACUCCGUCUCAAAACAAACAAAUAAAACCAGGCCUUAAAAGAUGAAGAAAAGGGCCCAGCACAGUGGUUCAAACCUGUAAUCCCAGCACUUUGGGAGGCCAAGCCAGGCGAAUCACGAGGUCAAGAGUUUGAGACUAUCCUGGCCAACAUGGUGAAUACCUGUCUCUACUAAAAUAAAAAUACAAAAAAUUAGCUGGGCGUGGUGGCACACGCCUGUAGUUCCAGCUACUCGGGAGGCUGAGGCAGGAGAAUCGCUCGAACCCAGGAGGCGGAGGUUGCAGUGAGCUGAGAUCGCGCCACCGCACUCCAGCCUGGCGAGACAGUGAGACUCCGUCUUAAACAAACAAACAAAAAGAUGGAACUCCAGGAAAUCCAACUCAAAGAAGCUAAGCAUAUUGCAGAAGAGGCAGAUAGGAAAUAUGAAGAGGUGCCUCGUAAGUUGGUGAUCAUUGAAGGAGACUUGGAAUGCACAGAGGAACGAGCUGAGCUGGCAGAGUCCCGCUGCCAAGAGACAGAUGAGCAGAUCAGACUGAUGGACCAGAACCUGAAGUGUCUAAGUGAUGCUGAAGAAAAAUACUCUCAAAAAGAAGACAUAUAUGAGGAAGAGAUCAAGAUUCUCACUGACAAACUCAAGGAGGCAGAGACCCGUGCUGAGUUUACUGAGAGAUUGGUAGCCAAGCUGGAAAAGACAACUGAUGACUUGGAAUAUAAACUGAAAUGCAACAAAGAGGAGAACCUCUGUACACAAAGGAUGCUGUACCAGACUCUGCUUGACCUGAAUGAGAUGUAGAACACCCCAGUCCUACCCUGCUGCUGCUCCUCCCUUUGUCUCUGACUCCACCUGAGGCCGGCCUGCCCGAAGCUGAUCUUUAACUGAGGGCUGAUCUUUAAUUUGGGGGCUGCUUUCUACUUUCGCAGCCCCCUCCUUCCCUGUUUCUUUUUUGCCAAACUGUCUCUGCCUCUUCCUGGAGAUUCCAGCUGGGCUAAAGCCUGAGCACCUUUGGAAACAACAUUUAAGGGAAUGUGAGCACAAUGCAUAGUGUCUUUAAAAGCAUGUUAUGAUGUGCACAUUUUGUAAUUACCUUUUUUGUUGUUUUGUAGCAACCAUUUGCAAAACAUUCCAAAUAAUUCCACAGCUCUGAAGCAGCAAUCUAAUCCCUUUCUCACUUUCAGAAGGUGACUUUUCAGCUAAAUGCAUAUUGCCCUCUCCAUAGAGGAGAGGAAAAAGUAUAGGCCUGCCUUACUGAGAGCCAAACAGAGCCCAAGAAAAGACUCCACUAUGAGAAACCUCGUUGCUCUGUACAAAAUACCAGCCAAACCAGAAAGGUGAAUCCAGGAGGAGUUAGCCAAACAACAACAACAAAAAAACAAAAAAGAUAUUUUAAAGCUGAAAACCUGGCUGGGUGCCGUGGCUCACGCCUGUAUUCCCACCAGUUUGGGAGGCCAAGGCAGGUGGAUCACGAGGUCAGGAGUUUGAGACCAGCCUGACCAACGUGGUAAAACCCCGUCUCUACUAAAAAUACAAAAAUUAGCCAGGCGUGGUGGCGUGUGCCUGUAAUCCCAGCUACUCAGGAGGCUGAGGCAGGAGAAUCACUUGAACCCAGGAGGCGGAAGUUUCAGUGAGCCUAGAUCAUGUACUGUACUCCAGCCUGGGCGACAGAGCGAGACUCUGUCUCAAAAAAAACAAAGAAAGAUAUCUUUGGACAACGUUAUUUCAAAUUUUUUUCAUUAGAAGUGACCAAAUUAAGAUGGUAAGACCUCUGAGACCAAAUUUUUGUCCUCCCAACUGCUUACAGAAUGGAUCACGUGCCCCUUAGGUUGAGGUGACUACUUAAUUGCUUUCCUACCUUCUUGAAAGAAAGAAAGAUUAUGUUUUUGCCACUGAUUUAGCCAUGUGAAACUCAUCUCAUUAGCCUUUUCUGGGUUUGAAGCUGCUAUCUCUAAAAGUGCCAUCUCAUUGUGCUUUGUAUCAGUCAGUGCUGGAGAAACCUUGAAUACCUUAUAUACAAAAUUUUUUUAAAUUUUGUAUUAUUUUGAAACUUUGCUUCCUUGGGUUUGUGGCACCCUGGCCACCCCCAUCUGGCUGUGACAGCCUCUGCAGUCUGUGGGCUGGCAGUUUGCUGAUCUUUUAAAGUUUCUUCCCCUACCCAGUCCCCAUUUUCUGGUAAGGUUUCUAUGAGGUCUG
This is a messenger RNA of Pan troglodytes (chimpanzee), 4620 nucleotides long. RefSeq names its product tropomyosin alpha-3 chain-like. The record is from RefSeq and is a predicted model, not a curated record. Bases 2791 to 3225 code for a protein of 144 amino acids. The transcript has a single exon. Lineage: Eukaryota; Metazoa; Chordata; Mammalia; Primates; Hominidae.